UAGGUAGGGCACUUUCGAGGUCCCAUCGGGCUUCAAGUGAAAGUCAUGGACAUCGACGAAGAUAUGAUGGAAGGCGCGUUGCAGGCGUACGUGGCAGACGAAAUUCCGUCUGAGGAAACAGCGAACGAGCCAGGCCAGCAGGACAGUGGACACGAGCAGCAAGAUAGAAACAGUAAUCACCAACAGCAGCAGGAAGAGCUUAGGAAAGAAUAUAUGCACGAUGCGAACGCCGCUGACGCUCCUGGUGAGAAGGGAUCUGGGAGGGACGGUGGGGCGAAUGGUGCGGCGGAUCGUGCGGGAGACGCCUCGGAAGCUGCUGUGCACGAGCUGAUGCCUGGAGCGGACGAGGGGAGGACGAAGCAGCAGGAGCAACCGGAGAAGGAGGUUCCGGCAGCACUCCGAUCAAAGCGAAGACUGUACCGCGUUCCCUGCCACGCGAGCUGGUUCAGAUGGGACAAGAUCCAUCCCUUGGAAAAGCGUGGAGUACCGGAAUUCUUCCUCUCCCCACCCUCACCGCAACUACCCACCUCCACCAUUUUCCCUCCUCCUCCACCUGCCAAAACCCCCGCUCUCUACAAGGAAUACCGAGAUGCCAUUAUCACCAUGUACUGCCAGAUGCCGCCUUCCGAUUGGCCGCUGACAUUCACACGUGUCCGCCGGGCAUUGGUCGGCGACGUGAGCUCGAUCCGCCGAGUCUUUGACUUUCUCGACCAGUGGGGGCUGAUCAAUGCUGACGUGGCAGGGGGAGGCGGGGCAGGAGCAGCAGCUAAUGCCUCUGCCGCUGCUGCUGCUGCUGCGGCUGCCAUUGCUGCUGCUGCGGCUGCUGCUUCAUCCACCGGUUUAACCACUCGCAGGCGUGCAGCCGCAGCAGCAGCAGCAGCAGUCGCAGCAGUACAGGAUACCACUGACACCACUGCUGCUGAUGCUGCCGCCUCUGCUGCCCUUAACCCCUGGCCCGAGAUUGCGCCUUUGGAAUCAGACUUAGCUGCUAAAGGCGGUGUGUCUCGUAUCGUCGUUCCUGGAAUCAAGCAAGAGGGGCUUAUGGCGUCGGAUCUGGUCUGCUCCUUCGCUCGGAGAGCCGUGCCUGCUGGUAUGCCCGGAGCUGGAGGUUUGGCAGCAGGUUUGGGAGCAGCCGGAGCGAGGAAGCCUGCAACAGUGAGAACUGCUGAGCUGGCGCUGCUGGGAAUGGUGACAGAUGCGCACUGUAGCACGUGCGGUACUUUGUGCACUAAGCUACGUUACCACUCCGCUAAGCACCCGCCCAUGGAUCUCUGUCCUAAGUGUUUCUCUCAGGGAAAAGUCCCUUCGUCCCGGUCGCUAGUUGAGUUCUUGCGUGUGGAGGCACCUAUUGUACCAUCAGACGCAGCAAGAGUGAGUGUGACUGUGGAGAGCACCCCCGCUAUAGCAGCAGGAGCGCCUGCUGCUGCUGCUACAGCUGCCGCCGCUGCAGCUGCAGUCAGCACAGGAAUCUCAGCAGGCUCGGGCGCAGGUCCGGCGGGAGCUGGAGGAGGUUCGGGAGCUCCAGAGUCGGGGACAGCUUCGGCAGCAGAUGCAGCAGCAGCAGAGGCGGCGGCAGCAGCAGCAGCAGCAGCAGCAGCAGCGGGAAGUGGUUGGAGUGAGGAGGAGGUGUUAUUACUUCUGGAGGGGAUUGAGUUGUUUGGAGAUAGCUGGGAGAAGGUGGCGGGGCAUGUGGGCACUAAGGACCGAGCGCAGUGUCUGGCCUACUUUGUACGCAUGCCCAUGGGUGAUUCUUUCGAGUCCUUAAGUGCGCCACUUGCUGCUUCAGUUACACCUGCUCGAGAAGCACCUGCGCCAGAAGCACCUGUAUCUGGUGGUGCUGCUACUGCUGCUGCUGUAGCCGGGGCGAGCGAGAAGAAAGGGGACGUGGAAAUGCACGAUGCUGACGUGGAAGGAGAGGGGGGAAGGGCGAGCAGGGGCGAGGAGCGCGGAGCUGAGGAGGAGGCGGAAAGGAAGGCUGUUACUGGCGAAGCAGCAGCAGCAGAAGAAGCAGAAGCAGCAGAGGAGACCGGUGCGAGGGCUGAGGGAAAAGGCAGAGGCAUUAAGAGAAAGGGGUCGGAGCUUGAGCCGCCGCAGAGGCAGGCAGUGAUAGGCGUAGAGGAGCCGAUACCAUUUGGUGACAGUGGUAACCCGAUCAUGGCUCAGGUGGGGUUUAUAGCGGGGAUGAUUGGUCCCCGAGUGGCAGCUGCUGCUGCUCAGGCUGCUCUGGCCGCGCUGGUGUUUGAAGACCCCUCCGCCCUGGCUGAAUUGCACCAAGCUGCUGCAGCGGAGGAAGAGGCAAAGGCAGCAGCAGCAGCAGCAGCAGCAGAGGAAGAGGCAAGGGCAGCAGCAGCGGAAGUGGCUAAGGCAGGGGCAGGGGUGGGUAAGGGAGCACCAGAGCAAGCGGCAAAGGCAGUGGCGGCAGCGACGGGUAAGGGUGAGACUGAGGCGGCAGGAACAGCGAGAGAAGGAGAGGCAGAGCGAGAGGCGAAGGCAGGGGCAGCCGCAAAGGCAGAUGCAGUGGCAGCCGCAGCUUCUGCUGGUGAUAGUGGCGUUGCUGCUGCUGCUGCUGCUCCUGUUGCUGCUCCUGUUGCUGCUGCUGAUGGUGGUGCCACCAAAGCCGGUGGAGAAAAGGACACUCUGGGUGAUGACAGGGGGGCUGCAGCAGGAGCAGCAGGAGGAGACGGAGAAGCAGGCGAAGGUGCUAUUAAAGGAGAUGCUGCUAAAGGGGAUGGUGAUGGUGCAUCUCCUGCGCCUCCUGGGGCUCCUGCUGCUGAAGGCAGUGCUGUGGGUCGUCCGUCUGGUGCUGCUGUUAGGGAGAAGGGUCAGGAGGGGCGAGGCGAGGGAGGAGGAGGGGAGGGAAAGGAGGGGAAUAAAGAGAUGGAGGGCAGGGAAAGUGAGAGUGUCAGUCUAAUAAAGGAGAGUGAUCGAAGUGAGGCUGGUGCAAAAGGUGCGGAUACUUCUGGGGAAGGGUUACCAGGUAGAGAGGGAAAGAGUGAGGGAAAGGAGGGGGGAAGGGAGGGGGAUGAGGGGGUUAAGGUUGAUGGAGCUGCUGCUAUGGAUGUUGAUAUGGGUAGAGAGAGCAGCAAGGGCGAUGGGAGGGGGGGAGAGGAAGGGCAGGAAGGGCAUGGAUUGAAAAAGGAAGGGGGCGAGAAGGAAGGGGAGGAAAAGGAAGCCGAGGAGGGAACGAAGGGUGAGAAGACGGAUGAGGGUGUUGUGAUCGCAAGCGAGAGGCCCAGUGACAGUGUGACCCCACUCCCAGCAGCAGCAGCAGCUGCUGCCACGGCAAGAGGAGGAGAGAAACCCGCACCAGCAAAAGCAGGAGCAGCAACAGAAGCAGCAGCAGGAGGAGGAGGAGAGCCGCAAGGCCCCCGGCGCCAAGCUCCGUCUCUCUGCGACUUGCCUUCAGCGCUGCGAAUUCGAGCGGCCGCCGCGACGGCAAUGGCUGCUGCAGCAGUGAAGGCGAAGCUGAUGGCGGAGGAGGAGGAGAGGGAGAUGCGGCGAGUCAUGGCUGAGCUGGUGGCCAAACAGUGCCUGAAGAUGGAGCGCAAGAUGCUUCAAUUUGAGAGGCUGGAGCAGUUGAUGGGCCGGGAGAGGGCGAGCAUCGACAGGCAGAGAGCCGCGUUGUUUGAGGAGAGAAUGAGGCUUGUUAGGGAGAGAGCGGCACUCCGUGCUGCUGCUGGUGCAGGUGGUGGUAUUCCGGGUAUUGGCGGCAUUGGUGGCGUUACAGCUGAUGGUGCAGGUUAGUAGAGAGAGCAUUGACAGGCAACGCUGUAUGAGGAGAGAAUGAGGGUUGUUAGGGAGAGAGCGGCACUCCGUGCCGCUGCUGCUGCUGGUGCUGUUGCUGCUGGUGCUGGUGCUGGUGCUGGUAUUGGCGGUAUUGGUGGCGUUACGGCUAAUGGUGCAGGUUAGAGCCAGCAUGGACACACAGAGGGCAGUGCUGUUUGGAGAGAGAUUGAGGCUUCAGCGUGUGCUGUGCUUGUGCUUCAGGUGGUGAUGGUGCGUCGACUGCUGGUGUUGCUAGUGUUGCUGCUGGUGCUGCUGGUGCUGCUGGUGUGGUAGUCUGAUGAUUUUGAGGUGACUCAGAGUUGGUGCGGGCAGUGUGGGCAGGGCAGGCCAAUUGUAGGAGUCGAUAAUGCAAGACCACAGUUGCAUGUCACCCCAUUCAUGCGAUGCACGGCUACAUACAUAAUGAAAUUCCACGAUUUGUGUGAC
This is a messenger RNA of Closterium sp. NIES-67, 4212 nucleotides long. Lineage: Eukaryota; Viridiplantae; Streptophyta; Zygnematophyceae; Desmidiales; Closteriaceae. The record is from the annotation of a GenBank genome assembly.